Messenger RNA from Parnassius apollo (apollo), 1395 nucleotides. Lineage: Eukaryota; Metazoa; Arthropoda; Insecta; Lepidoptera; Papilionidae. The record is from the annotation of a GenBank genome assembly.
AUGGGUAAUGCCAGUUUAGUUAACUCUGCAUCAUUAGCUCAUUACUUGAAAGUAAUGAAAGUAAUUAAGGAGUUGGAGCAAGAGAAGCAUCUGCUGAGGCGUCGGCUGGACACGACGCAGGGCGAAUAUGAAGCCCGCUUACUGGAGCUCCAGAAUGACAUCAAGGAGCUGACCGCGAAAAUCGACACUAAGGAUAACUGUGUUAAACAGCGUGAGGAAGAGAAAGCCAGUCUGAUAGCAGAGUUGACAGCGCAAAACUCAAGGCUGACCGCGCAGCUCAAGGAGUCCUCGAUCACGGAAGCCCAGCUGCUGGCCCAGUUGGAAAGUCUAAAGGACCAGUGCUCUAUGAGAAAGACCAGCCUUCAGGACCAUGUGCAAAGCCUCAAGUCGCUUAAGGCGGAGUUGGCGCUUGUGAGCGAUAAAAAGGUGGACCUGGAGAGGAGACUGACGUCAUCCCUCCGUGAUAAGGACAACUUGUCGCAGCAGUUGGACGAGGCCAACGAUAGGAUCGCAGCGCUUGAGAGGCAGUUAAAAGAACAGGAACACCUCUACCAGAAUACGCUCAAGGAACUGGAGCGACUGCAAAGAUCCCAUGACACGUUGGCCGAGAGGAUCGGGGCUCCCGAGCCGGUUGAACAAUCGGACACGGCCCGCUCGCUACACGCCGAGAUGGAGACCGAACCUGAGGACGAGGACGACAGCUGGCUGAGAAGCGAAGCUGUCCAGGUCUUCAAGCAGCUGCGAUCCCUGGCGCUACAGCUCAACACUGGACACGAUGACGACUCCGGUCUUCAUUCUGAUUUAUCCAUAUCAUCGCUGGACGGUGAGGAGGGUGAAUGCCUUCGUCGCGGAGCCCUAGCGGCCGCCUGUGCUGACGCGGUCGCAGCAUACGCUACCCUAGAAGGCUCUCGCGUGAGAGAUUCCAUCGCUGCCCACGCCAGAAGGGCGCUGGAGAGGGAGAGGCAGAUCGAUGAAAAGAAUGAAAUCAUCGCUGACCUGUCUUCUAAGUUAUCAGUGGCAGAAGUAGAGCUGCGCGCAGCGGCAGAAGAGCGCGACAAGUUGCUCAACGACGCCAACUACAACAGUCUUCAAAACGACGAGGCUGUAACCCGCGCACGCCAAGAAAGAGACGAGGCCAUCGAGAGGAAGAAGGCCGCCGAGGUCGCUUUGGCGAAGACGCGGGUUGAACUAAUGCAGGCCAACAGCCAGCUGUAUGAAGCUGUGCGUCAGAAGGUGGACCUUGGGCAACAGCUCGAGCAGUGGCAGAUGGAUAUGCAAGAGCUGAUCGAUGAGCAAAUGAAGCACAAACUGACGACGCAAGAGAAGCGAAGGAAACUCCCCGAGGCGCCCGCACCAACCCGAACUUCAAGGCUCCUCGGAUUUUUUCAGCGGUGA